UUGAAGAGCAUUCUGGGAAGUGGAGUUCUAGUCCAUCAGAGAGCAGGAAACUGCAGGCAAUCGAUACGGUACUCCUGUAUGAGUUCACCUUCACAUUUAUAACUACCCUCAAAAACAGCUAUUUAGCUUGUCCUCUGGAUUCCUAACAUCAUGAACGGGUCAGCAAUGUAUACUGCGCCUAUCGUGCUGGAUAUAAAGUUGAAAAGAGGACCACAAGGUCUGGGGUUUAACAUCGUGGGGGGUCUGGACCAGCAGUAUGUCCUGAAUGACAGUGGGAUUUACGUGGCCAAAAUCAAACAGAAUGGCGCUGCAGCGCUGGAUGGAAGAUUACAAGAAGGAGACAAGAUAUUGGCGAUUAAUGGUCACAAGCUGGAGCACCUGUCACACAGAGCUGCGGUGGAUCUCUUCACGUCAGCGGGAGAGGACGUGCAGCUUCGCGUGCAGCAGAGGCCCACCAUGGUCAUGAAUGUUCCCCCCAGUUCCAGGCCUGACGGCGACUCUUCUGUCUCCUCCUUGGUUAUACUUGUGGCCGUCCUGGGAGCUGCUGCAGCCGUUACCGUCCUCUACAUGCGCUUCCAGCCACAACUGAGGAGGCAUUUUUAACACGCUAAUUUUCUCCUCAAAAGCAUUUUUUUUUUUUUUUUUUUUUUUUUUUUAAGCGCAAAAGCUGGGACUGAACUUUGCUGAAGGGCAAAAAAAAAGAGAGGAAGAAACAAACUAUAAAAAACAAGUAAGCCAUCUUUCCAAUUUAUAGUUGUUCAUUUGGUUAGAAUCAUAAUUAUGCACCCCCCCCCCCACCCCCCUCUGUGUAUUUUGUGAUUUAUCAUAGUUGCUUAACUCAAAUGAUACAAGUAUUUUGGUCUCUUUGCCACAGGGAUAACAACCAUGACAUGACGAGCUAUCGUUGUCGUCGUAUAACUAAGAAAGAUUUAGGAUUCACAAUAAACAUGGCAUUCCUACUGCUGAGCGGAGCUGUGCUCCUCAGACAGAAGGACUUGGGUGGUUAAAAAGCGUGUUUAUUCCAAAUAUAUAUAUAUUUGUUUUAUAUCCGUCAGGAGGAGAGAGAUUUAUUUGUAGAGUUUCUAGGCAGAGUUUGAGCCCCUGACUCAUUCUGACGGCUCAUUAGUUUCGUGUUCUCGUGUUCUCGUGUUCUCGUGUUCUCGUGUUCUCGUGUUCUCGUGUUCUCGUGUUCCCGUGUUCUCGUGUUCUCGCAGGGAAGGUUUUUUUUGUUUGAAAAGGGCCAUGUUGUUGUCUGUCACUCAGAGGACCUUUUGUAACUGAAUGGCUGAUCUGUUUUGGGGGGAGCCUGAGACCCUAUGAGAACUCACUCGCUGUAUAUUUUGAUUUAGCUCGUCUGUUUUAUACAGAUGCAUAUUAGCUAUGUGUUUUUGUUGUGCUCUUUGUUUUGGUUUAUGUUCUGACCCCCCUGUCGUAAAAACCGUCUCUAUAGUGGAGCGAACAUACCUCCAGGUGCAGUAGCUGUAUGUGUGUGAAGGUAACGUGUUGGGAGGUGGUUCAAACUGGUCACAAUGACGAGGUGGAUGUUCAAUCAGUGAUGUGCUGUGAACAUAGUAGCCUGGUCCCAGAUCUGUUGUCUCCUUCUGUAGCCUGGUCCCAGAUCUGUUGUCUCCUUCUGUAGCCUGGUCCCAGAUCUGUUGUCUCCUUCUGUAGCCUGGUCCCAGAUCUGUUGUCUCCUUCUGUAGCCUGGUCCCAGAUCUGUUGUCUCCUUCUGUAGCCUGGUCCCAGAUCUGUUGUCUCCUUCUGUAGCCUGGUCCCAGAUCUGUUGUCUCCUUCUGUAGCCUGGUCCCAGAUCUGUUGUCUCCUUCUAUAGCCUGGUCCCAGAUCUGUUGUCUCCUUCUAUAGCCUGGUCCCAGAUCUGUUGUCUCCUUCUGUAGCCUGGUCCCAGAUCUGUUGUCUCCUUCUGUAGCCUGGUCCCAGAUCUGUUGUCUCCUUCUGUAGCCUGGUCCCAGAUCUGUUGUCUCCUUCUGUAGCCUGGUCCCAGAUCUGUUGUCUCCUUCUGUAGCCUGGUCCCAGAUCUGUUGUCUCCUUCUGUAGCCUGGUCCCAGAUCUGUUGUCUCCUUCUAUAGCCUGGUCCCAGAUCUGUUGUCUCCUUCUAUAGCCUGGUCCCAGAUCUGUUGGCUCCUCCUAUAGCCUGGUCCCAGAUCUGUUGUCUCCUUCUGUAGCCUGGUCCCAGAUCUGUUGGCUCCUCCUGUAGCCUGGUCCCAGACCGGGUGGCUCCUCCUGUAGCCUGGUCCCAGACCGGGUGGCUCUUCCUGUAGCCUGGUCCCAGACCGGGUGGCUCCUCCUGUAGCCUGGUCCCAGACCGGGUGGCUCCUCCUGUAGCCUGGUCCCAGACCGGGUGGCUCCUCCUGUAGCCUGGUCCCAGAUCUGUUGGCUCCUCCUGUAGCCUGGUCCCAGACCGGGUGGCUCCUCCUGUAGCCUGGUCCCAGACCGGGUGGCUCCUCCUGUAGCCUGGUCCCAGACCGGGUGGCUCCUCCUGUAGCCUGGUCCCAGACCGGGUGGCUCCUCCUGUAGCCUGGUCCCAGACCGGGUGGCUCCUCCUGUAGCCUGGUCCCAGACCGGGUGGCUCCUUCUAUAGCCUGGUCCCAGAUCUGGUGGCUCCUUCUAUAGCCUGGUCCCAGAUCUGGUGGCUCCUUCUAAUAGCCUGGUCCCAGAUCUGGUGGCUCCUUCUAAUAGCCUGGUCCCAGAUCUGGUGUCUCCUUCUAUAGCCUGGUCCCAGAUCUGUUGGCUCCUUCUAUAGCCUGGUCCCAGAUCUGGUGGCUCCUUCUAUAGCCUGGUCCCAGAUCUGGUGUCUCCUUCUAUAGCCUGGUCCCAGAUCUGGUGUCUCCUUCUAUAACCUGGUCCCAGAUCUGUUGACAGUUUGGCGUGACAAGGUGUCAGCAUGAUAGUGCCCGUCGAUUUGUACUGAGGUUGAUGUAAACCAGGCAUCUCUUUAGAGUGUAUGUCACCUCCCACGUGUUAUGUGUCUGAAAGAGAGAUGGGUAAUUUGAAAUGCUUCCGGGUUCACAUUGAGGCUUGGGUUUAUUGUUAAGGCAUUUUCUGUUAAUCUAAUCCAGAUGUGUGCGUCACGUGAAACAGUAACGGCCGUAGGCUGCAUGUUUUACGGAAAGGGAAAUAUGUCGCUUAAUCUACUGCUUUCGUUUGUUUGCAAAGGAAAACUAAAUAUUGUGACUUGGAAAGGAAUGACGAAAAGUCAAAACAACUCCAUGGGAAGCCAUUCUGUUGAUCCUCUGAUAACGGCCUGAUGCUGCCACCUAGUGAACGUUUAGCAUUCCUGCAGCUCAUCCAAUCACUGUAAUAGACGCUGGACUAACUAGGUGUCAUUGGGUGUGCAGCAGGCCCUGUGUUGUCCUAAAUGGCCCCAUAUUCCCUAUCUGGUGCAUUACUUUUGACCAGGUCCCCAAUAGGUAGUGCUGAUGGAGCGCGGGGGAGCGCGAUCUUUUCAAUUUGAGAAUACACAUAGCUGGUAAAAAAAUAUUUCUGUAAAGUUACAUCUGAUAAAUAUUUUACAUUUAAUUGCCGCAGAAAUUCCAUGAAAAACCAAAUAAAUAUGUAUAUCAGCCUAAAGGUAACAAACUCGCUUUAGUGCGGUGCCGAACUGCGGCAACAAGCGUCAAAAAUAGGGCGGGUAUUGAGAACGGGCUAGGUGGCGCGUUCUCUCCUGGUCCAACACGCUCUGCGCUCACUGCGCGCGGGCCAAAUCCUACAUAACAAGAACAGACAGAAAACUAGAGGGGGGUUACUAAAACGGCUGUCCUCAAAACCCUUGUAUUGGACUCACCUUGUCUGAGUGUAGCCUAUGCCUUGAAAUAUCUCAUAGGCCUAAUGAUUUAACUAGUAUUUUACGUAAAAUGACCAAAUAUAAUAGCGUAGGACUAAAUUCCCUUAACACCAAAAAACACAUAAGCUUUUAAGAUGCACAUUGAAGCUGAGCAGUCGCAUUUCUUUCCCUCGUGCGGCGUGUUGCCUCGGCAAGAUAUAGCCUAUGCUUUCUAUGAUCGAAAACAAAACACACGAAAGACUAAUAGUUUUAUCUAAAUGCCUGUGGUAUUGGGGUUUUACCUGUAUGUAGGUGUGUGACCCUGCUGACUUACAGGAAGUGAAUGGGUUCAAUAAGUACAUGCCAAGGAAGAACCAGAUCAGGACAGUAGUCUGGUUGGCUUGCGUCACUUGGACAGCGAUAAUAUAGCUGUAAUGCCAAUGCUGUGUUUUUUUUUUUUUGUUUUUUUUUUUUGAUGACGUUAGGGCACCUAUUAAAUUCAUGUUGAAUUUGCGUGCACCAGCAUGAGUCAUUGUAAUGUACAUUUUAGACUGUUCGUGUAUCACCUUGGACUGGAGUCAGGACACCCAACUGGGCCUCAGCCAGACACUGGCUGUCCCAUCACUUGAGUACAGCAUAUCACCUCUCCAAACUGAUUGUUUCAAAUGGCAUUAAUGAUUAUUGGUAUAACAAAUUCAUUGCUGUGGAGUUUUGACCUAGUUAGAUUGCCAGAUCUCUACACCCUGUCCAUGAAACAAGAAUCAAGCUAGUAUGAAAAUAGAUGACAUGUAAAAUAAAAUAAAAGCUGACCUCUCUCUGUUUAUUCUGCUUCUGUGUCCACCAGUUCUGGUGUAGUAUAGUUCCACUUUUGAUUGACUUAAAACCUUUGCCACAAAUUGUAUUGAAUUGGGUCAGUGAACUUUGUGGAGCAGAAUACAUUGUAUUGAAUUGGGUCAGUGAACUUUGUGGAGCAGAAUACAUUGUAUUGAAUUGGGUCAGUGAACUUUGUGGAGCAGAAUACAUUGUAUUGAAUUGGGUCAGUGAACUUUGUGGAGCAGAAUACAUUGAAUUGAAUUGGGUCAGUGAACUUUGUGGAGCAGAAUACAUUGAAUUGAAUUGGGUCAGUGAACUUUGUGGAGCAGAAUACAUUGAAUUGAAUUGGGUCAGUGAACUUUGUGGAGCAGAAUACAUUGAAUUGAAUUGGGUCAGUGAACUUUGUGGAGCAGAAUACAUUGUAUUGAAUUGGGUCAGUGAACUUUGUGGAGCAGAAUACAUUGAAUUGAAUUGGGUCAGUGAACUUUGUGGAGCAGAAUACAUUGUAUUGAAUUGGGUCAGUGAACUUUGUGGAGCAGAAUACAUUGAAUUGAAUUGGGUCAGUGAACUUUGUGGAGCAGAAUACAUUGUAUUGAAUUGGGUCAGUGAACUUUGUGGAGCAGAAUACAUUGUAUUGAAUUGGGUCAGUGAACUUUGUGGAGCAGAAUACAUUGUAUUGAAUUGGGUCAGUGAACUUUGUGGAGCAGAAUACAUUGUAUUGCCCUAUUCUCACUUGACUUGACACUAAAAACGUUAGCAAACUAGAAUGAACAUUUGGACUUGUCAUGUGGCGUAAAUGAUUUUUAUGGGAAUACAAGAUGAAAGAUCAAAUAAAAAUGUAACAAGUUAUGUUUGUACUAGAUAUUUUCUAGACAAGGAGCGGCUGAAUUGGUAGCUAAAUUGAAUUAACCUGAGUGACAGUGUCUGUCCUGUGCUAUCUUGUCGUUCCAUUGGCUUGACAACAAGCAAUAGGAUGCCAUCAAGUAAGAAGUAUUGUAUUUACUGUGGGCACUGACAGAACACUUGUAGUGGACAAGAAUCUAAAGGGAGUUAAUGGUAUUAUAUGGAGUCAUAGGGGUGACGCUAACAAUUACUAAUCUAGUCUGCUUUGUGUCCCAAAUGGCACCCUAAGUGCCUACAUAAGCCUCUGAUCAAAAGUAGUGCAGUAUAUAGGGAAUAGGAUGCCAUUUGGGACUAAGUCGUGCACUAUAUAGGGAAUAGGGUGCCAUUUGGGACUAAGUCGUGCACUAUAUAGGGAAUAGGGUGCCAUUUGGGACAAUACUAUGUAUUUGUUUUCAUUUAAAGCACAUUAGGUGUCUGAAAUAACUCACAUUAUCUUCCCUUUUUAUUAUCACUUUUCUGUAAGAGACCUACUGAAUGCCGCACAUUCAAGUUCACAAUUCAUGAAUGUUUUUUGCCCUAUAUUGUUGUUAGCCAGUACUAUAUUUUUUGGAUUAUCAAUGUUAUGCAUUGUAUAAUUUUUGUGCCUUUAAAAUAAAGCAGUAUUUUGUUUUCAAAUUGAAUAAAACAAUCAAAUAAAUAAUCAUUUAUGGUCAUAA
Messenger RNA from Oncorhynchus keta (chum salmon), 6153 nucleotides. RefSeq names its product synaptojanin-2-binding protein (gene synj2bp). The record is from RefSeq and is a predicted model, not a curated record. Gene Ontology annotation, molecular function: protein binding. The coding region runs from base 151 to 603 and encodes 150 amino acids. Lineage: Eukaryota; Metazoa; Chordata; Actinopteri; Salmoniformes; Salmonidae. The transcript has 4 exons.